UAUAACGUGUACGAACAGCGCAAUGUCCAAUAUUGCGUUCUCUUGAAUAUGGCGAAAGUAGUCAGUUUACGUGUUGUGAUAAGUGCUAUCUUGUGACUUAUUAUGUUUGAAAAUGGAUAGUAACGAAAAUAAAUAUACAAAGAAAGUGUGAUAAUAAUGUAUAUAUAACAUAUUUUAUUCUUAAAAUUAAGGAAGAAACGCUAGAAGAUGUCUACUGACAAAAUAAAAGUUGCUGUAAGGCUCCGUCCUUUUAAUCGAAGAGAAUUAGAAAUGGGUACCCAAUCUGUCGUGGAGAUGGAACAACAGCAGACCAUUCUCCAUCAACCGUCUACUCUGGACAAAGUGGAAAGAAAACAACCAAAAACGUUCGCAUUCGACCACUGCUUUUGUUCGGUGGAUCCGGGCGAUAGGAAAUUUGCAUCACAGGAAGUGGUGUUCGAUAGUCUCGGCAGAGACAUUCUGGAUAAUGCAUUUCAGGGAUAUAAUGCCUGCAUUUUUGCAUAUGGACAAACAGGGUCUGGUAAGUCGUACACCAUGAUGGGUUCGCAAGACAGUAAGGGCAUUAUUCCGCGACUGUGUGACGCACUUUUCGGCCUAAUAGCUGAAAGGCAAAGUUCCGAAUUAUCUUACAAAGUCGAAGUCAGUUACAUGGAGAUUUAUAACGAAAGGGUACACGACCUAUUGGACCCCCAACCAAAUAAACAGUCGCUAAAGGUGAGAGAACACAACGUACUAGGUCCGUACGUCGACGGUUUGUCUCAGCUUGCGGUCACAUCGUUCCAGGAUAUAGACAAUUUAAUGGCCGAAGGUAAUAAAUCUAGAACAGUCGCUGCGACAAACAUGAAUAGCGAAUCAUCACGAUCUCACGCUGUGUUUUCUGUUAUUUUAACCCAGACGUUAAUUGAUAUCAAAAGUGGUGUGUCUGGAGAGAAAGUUAGUCGAAUGUCUCUAGUCGAUUUAGCUGGAUCGGAACGAGCCGUAAAAACUGGUGCUGUUGGUGAAAGGCUCAAAGAAGGUUCUAAUAUAAAUAAAUCACUAACGACGCUUGGUUUGGUCAUAUCAAAAUUAGCGGACCAAUCGUCUGGGAAACAAAAAGAUAAAUUCGUGCCAUACAGAGACUCGGUGUUAACGUGGCUAUUGAAAGAUAAUUUAGGAGGUAACAGUAAGACUGUGAUGGUGGCUACAAUAUCACCUGCCGCUGACAAUUACGAGGAAACACUGUCGACUCUGCGAUACGCAGACAGAGCGAAGAGAAUCGUUAACCAUGCGGUGGUUAACGAAGAUCCCAACGCUCGAAUUAUAAGGGAACUGAGGGCCGAAUUGGAAGCUUUGAAGGAAAUGUUAAAACAUGCGACCGGAUCACCGGUCGGUGAUACCCAAAGGGUCGACAUUCAUCAGAAAUUAAGCGAAAGUGAGAAAUUGUACAAAGAACACACGCAGACGUGGGAGGAAAAGUUAAUUAAAACCGAAAGAAUUCAAAAUGAAAGGCAGCAAGCGUUAGAAAAGAUGGGCAUCAGUAUUCAAGACUCGGGUAUCAAAGUCGAGAAAAAUAAGUACUACUUGGUUAAUCUAAAUGCGGAUCCUUAUCUAAACGAGUUACUAGUCUACUAUUUAAAAGACCGCACCGUAGUUGGCCAGAGAACUCCCGGAUCCAAUAUGGAACCUGAUAUACAAUUGUCCGGUCUCGGUAUUCAACCAGAACAUUGCAUUAUUACUAUAGAAGAAAAUGGUUUGUUCCUGGAACCUCUAACUAACGCUAGAUCGUGUGUAAAUGGUUCCCAAGUUAGUCAAAAGACUCCUCUGAGGCACGGCGAUAGGAUAGUAUGGGGCAACCAUCACUAUUUUAGAGUAAACUGCCCUAGGUCCACUUCUGCUACAUCAGAACCCCAAACUCCAGCACAAAGUAUUGAUUAUAAUUUUGCACGAGAUGAAUUAAUGUCAAAUGAACUUAGCAAUGAUCCAAUACAAGUUGCUAUAGCUAGGCUUGAAAAGCAACACGAAGAGGAUAAGCAAGUGGCGCUUGAAAAACAACGAAUGGAAUACGAACGGCAAUUCCAGCAGCUCAGGAAUAUGGUAUCUCCAUCGACGCCAUAUUCUCCUUAUUCGUAUGACCCGUUGAGGAUAGGAAUGGGAAAAACUACACCGUGUACUCCGACGACUCAGAUGAGAGUCGAAAAAUGGGCUCAAGAGAGAGAUGAAAUGUUUCGCAGGAGUAUUUGUCAAUUAAAAGAGGAUAUUUUGCGAGCCAACUCGCUGGUACAAGAAGCGAAUUUUUUGGCUGAGGAAAUGAGGAGGCAAACAAAAUUUAGCGUCACAUUGCAAAUCCCACCGGCCAAUCUAAGUCCCAAUCGGCGGAAAGGGGCAUUCGUUAGUGAACCUGCAAUACUAGUAAAAAGGGGAAACUCUAGUCAAGUGUGGUCAAUGGAAAAAUUAGAAAACAAAAUUAUUGACAUGAGGGAACUGUUUGAGGAACAGAAAAAUAGAGAUGAUUUUGGAUCGGAUUUGGAGGAGGUCAAAAGUCCUGAUCCGUUCUUUGAGUCUCAAGAAAAUCACAAUCUCAUUGGAGUCGCUAAUAUAUUUCUGGAAGCCCUUUUCCAUGAUGUCACCCUGGACUACCAUACACCCAUUAUCAGUCAGCAAGGAGAAGUAGCUGGCAGGCUUCAAGUUGAAUUGACUAGGGUUGCUGGUACGUUCCCACAGGAUCGUAUAUGUGAAGCAGCUUCAGACAAUUCAUCUGAUUGCGGACAUGACGAUGAAGAGUCGGGUAGCACUACUGUGACCUGCAGAGUUCAUAUAAAGCAAGCAACAGGAUUACCAUUAUCUCUUUCGCAUUUCGUAUUUUGUCAGUACACGUUUUGGAACCAAGAACUUAUAGUUGUUCCAGAUAAAAAUGUUGGAGAAAAUGCUUCCAAACAUUCUACGACCGUUAGAUUUGACGACUGCAGAGACUUUACAGUUACACUUUCUGAAGAAUUUAUUGAACAUUGUGCGGAGGGAGCUUUAUCUAUAGAAGUAUGGGGUAAUAGGAGUGCGGGAUUCUCGAAAUACAAACCGGGGUGGGAAGUGGAACAACAGCUGGCUACCGCUAGGUCAUUGUUGGACCGAUGGUCUGAACUCACCAGGAAGAUUGAGCUGUGGGUGGAGAUACAAGAGCUUAAUGAUCUUGGAGAAUAUGGUCCUGUUGAGGUGAUGAUGAAAAAUGACAUGCUUACCGGAGGUGUAUACCAAUUAAGACAGGGUCAACAAAGACGUAUUCAAGUUAGGGUAAAACCGGUUCAGAAUUCCGGUACAUUACCGAUCAUAUGCCAGCAGAUCAUAAAAAUCGAAGUGGGCGGCGUAAUGGUCAGGAAUAGAUUACAGAAACCCCUUGAUUCUUAUCAAGAGGAAGAUUUGACCAGUUUGAGAGAGAAAUGGAACGACGCUCUACAAAAACGGAAACUGUAUCUCCAUUCGCAACUUCAAAAUCUUUCGGAAAAAGCUGACAAAACAGAGCAGGAAGUGGAAAGGGAAAAAAGCCUUAUGGAACAACUGGUCAAUUUAACGGAGGAAACCAACGCAGUGUACGUUCCCCAACCGGGAACGGGCAUCCCUGGUGCUCCUGCGAUGUGGAGUCCUCCGCCAGGCAUGGAACCCCAUAUCCCCGUGCUUUUUCUGGAUCUAAAUGCUGAUGAUUUAUCUACUCAUCCAUCGGGAGAAGAAGUGACGGUAACGGGUGUUAACUCGAUCCUACCAAAAGAGGAUGGACGACCAUUUUAUAGUUUACAUAUCGUGCAACACUAUGAAAAAGAUGUUUGCGCUAUCGUUAGUUGGGAUUCGUCGAUUCAUGACAGUCAAUACCUUAAUAAAGUUACAGAACCGAACGAACGAGUUUAUAUGAUCCUUAGGGUGACAGUAAGGUUGUCGCAUCCCGCGCCGAUGGAUUUAGUAUUAAGAAAGCGCUUGUCUAUAAAUAUUUAUAAAAGGCAAAGCAUCGCUGAUCGAAUCAAAAAUCAAAUCAAAUCAAAAAUAGUUAGAAGUGAUCUCAUUACAUCUUGUGGUGUUACUUAUUUAGUCGUUUCAAAUGUUCCUAAAGCUAGUGAAGAAUUAGAGGAUAGAGAGAGUCUUGCUCAGUUAGCCGCUUCUGGAGAAGACUCAUCUUUAUGCGACGGAGAGACUUACAUUGAAAAGUACACAAGAGGUGUAAGCGCGGUGGAAAGUAUUUUAACAUUGGAUAGAUUAAGGCAAAGUGUAGCCGUAAAAGAGUUACUGCAAGCUAAAGGCCAGCCGCUGAUGAGGAAGACAGUCAGUGUUCCGAAUUUCUCACAGACUUUGGAAACCAAGGGGCUAAUGAGAUUCGACACAAUGAGCACUGAAUCGCUGCACAUGUCCAGAUCUGAAAGUGUUUCGGAGUUAAAUAGUGAGUUGCACAGUUUAACUUCUCUGAGACCCAGAAGUAGUUCUGGAAAAGAAAUGGAUUCCACUCCUCCCAAGACGUACGGCGGUCUCGCCCGCCCCACAUUCUUAAAUCUGAACUUAAAUUUGAAUUCCCUAAGAAUGCAACAGCCAACCAGCAGUACCAAACUGUUUCCUGGAAUCACAUCUCCAGCGAAUACGAAAUUGGGGUUGCGAAUGACCACACUUCAUGAAGAACCCAUUAAAAUGUUGCCAAGGAAACAUUCAUUCGACUUUUUAACCGACGACACAAUAGAGGAACAAACUGAAGACGGAAUAAAUGACAAGACCAGUUUCCAUAAUAAUUAUAGGGGAAAAAAUUCUAAAAGGGCGUUAUUACCCACGUCUCGGACUUUAGACUCCUUAACUGAGUUAGCACCAAGAACCGGUACUCCUUCUACAAGUUCUAGCGGUUACGGUUCACAGGCGGUGUCCAUUACAAAUCUUUCAAGUGAUGAUUCCGUGUCAUUAAAAAGUAUUAGCGUAGACGAAACCCCGGACUUUGAGUGUCGUCCUUUUGAAACGGAAACUUGCAUAAAUAGAAUCCCUUUGUUAGAAGAAAGGGCGGAAGAUUUAGUAGCUAACGAAAGUUCUGAAGAUAUAAUGAAUAGUUCAAACAGCGAUUCGACUCAACAUCACGAUAAUGACAAUUCAACGAAAGUCCAAUCGUCGCCCGUUAGGGUAGUGCGUAGGAAGAAACAUGCAACCAAAAAUAUGCCCCAAAGGGCGUCUUUUCCUCAAGUCCGGAUAAAUAAAAUUCAAUCGUUUGAAAAAAUUAAUAACGUUAUCUCCCAUCACGAGGAUGACUCCAUGGCCAGUUCCACUGAUAAACUAGAAGAUGAACACGAAAACCACUAUGGCUCCAAAGCGGACCUAUCGAAAAUACCAGAUAUACCCGUCCCUGAUUGGGUUGUGUUAGGAGAGAGUGUAUCCAUUAGACCAUAUAAUUUCACAGGGGUUGUUGCUUAUAUUGGGGAAACUGAAUUUGCUGCGGGCACUUGGAUCGGUGUGGAAUUGGAUGCACCGAAAGGGAAAAACGACGGCAGUGUACAAGGGGUGCGUUAUUUCGCUUGUAAACCAAAAUAUGGCAUGUUUGUCAGGGCAGACAAACUGAAUUUAGAUAGAAGAGGCCGCGCAAUGCGCAUGGAUAAAGAAGCCCUGGCUAACAACAAAUGCACAUUAAAUAGAGACUCAUUACCAAAGUCGAAAUCGAGAGGGAGUGGAUUAAACAGUAUUGGUAUGAGAGUGAGCUCAAAAGCUAAGUAGAUCAAAUCAGCAGCUACUUGGGCACCUGAACUACCCCUCCAGUAAUUCCACCCUAUAUUUAUUAUUGCCAUUUUGCCGUUUAUUGUACGUGACACAUUCAAUACAUAUUGUCCCGUCCAUGCAAUGGCAUAUCGUUAAUUGUACUUGCCAUUUUGUAGUUCCAAAACGCACUUAAGUUUGGCUGCACCCAAAGCUCUAUGGGAUAUAAAAAUAUACAUUAAAGUGGUAAAAUGAUAAGAAUUAGCAAAAUGCACAUUUCAAUCAGUUACCUAUUUUAUAAUUUUCAAUUCCUGUCAUGCGAAAAUUAUCUCUUUUAUCGCUUUGUCCAACGAGAUUAACUGCAAUAUUAUGUAUGUUCAGCCACACAUCUACCUCCGCUUUUGGAAAAAACACAAAAUACCAGUGACAUUUAUUACUAAACAAGGAACCUUAUUUGGAAAAUGUCAAAGAAAAAAAUACUUAAACCACUGUCUAUGUUGUGUUUGUUUCCCGUCUUGGUUUAUUUAUUUUAAGCAUUUAUUUCUGUGAUAUGGUUGUUAGUUUACACAGGAGUCAAAUAAUGCUAAACUAUAUGGAAAUAGUUUAGCAAAAUUUUGAAGGCAAACUACUGAAUCAACAAAAAUAUUUUAUCUCUUUAACUUAAAAUAUUUUAGAGUAAUACUUCCUAGGGAGAGUAGAAGACGAGAAGUAUUUAAAAAUUAUCUGAGUGUCUAGAAUGUAGAAUUUAAUAGUUCCAUAUAUUUUACUAUAUAUUUUUUUCGCCAAAUCAGUGUUAGAAAGCAUUUGAUUCAGUCAAUACUUAGUAUUUGUCUGUCAAAAGUGUUUUAAGGGCUUUUUUAAGUGCGAAUGAAAUAAAAGAAGCAGUUGCUCACUUUUAUUUUUUUGACGAUAUAUGUUGGCUGUUCUGAAUUAUUAUAUAUAAAAUAAAAAAAAUUUCAAUGUCGUUGAACAUUCCAUGUUAAAUCGAAUUAAAUAAAGAGCGCAAUAUUUUCUAGUCCUGUAUCAUUUUAUACAUUAUUGCUCAGUGACGUAUUAAUUCACAAAAAAGGCUAAGGUUUGGUAGUCCAAAUUGAUAUAGGUCAUACGACUUCGAUCAUUAAAAAAAUUAAACUAAACCUCUCGCCUGUCCAUUCUAAACAAAUCUGUCCACAUUAAUACAUUAGUAUAAUAAUUACCAUAAAAUCUAUAAUCGAUCAAUGAAAUCCGUUAAUUUGUACAAAAAAUAAACAAAUAUUUCCCGCUAUUUAAAACAAACAUCGCGUUUUAUAUUCCAAGUGUAUUAUAGACAAACAAGCUUAUUAGUUAAUCAACGUCGGUGUCGUAAUUUGAACAAAUGUGUAUUAGACUUGGCAAAUAUUUUUAAAAUAACGUUAGCAAUAAUGAGUAGAACAAUUCAUUUAGAAGAUGGCCUUUAUUACGCAAAGAAAUAUUUUCGUGUAUUAAUUAAAUUAUAAAAUUUUCGCCAUACCUACGACAUUAAAGAGGGAUACCUCUGGUGUUCAUGUUUUUUGUUACAUUUUAACUACUAACAGGAAGGAAACAUAGGGGUAUCCUGUCUUUAAUUAGGAUAUAGCUGCCUUCCGCACCAACAUCGUUAAAAUCAAAAGUCCCUAUUUUGAAUCAUCUCUAUCAACCUGUACAUUAAAACAAUGUAAAUAAAACAAUUUUAUUAAUAUUUUUGUCUCUAAUUCAAUUUUAACGCUUACUGUUUGUUUGUGGGUUUUGUUGUGUUAUUUUUUUUUAUUGUAGGUUGGCUCCAGUUGUAAUAUUGCAAAUAUGAAUAUUUUAUAUAUUGUGUAUAUUUUUGUUGUUUAUUAUUAAAUUAUUUAACACUUUA
Messenger RNA from Cylas formicarius (sweet potato weevil), 7534 nucleotides. RefSeq names its product kinesin-like protein KIF13A (gene Khc-73). Gene Ontology annotation, biological process: cytoskeleton-dependent intracellular transport; microtubule-based movement. The transcript has 23 exons. Lineage: Eukaryota; Metazoa; Arthropoda; Insecta; Coleoptera; Brentidae. Gene Ontology annotation, molecular function: ATP hydrolysis activity; ATP binding; microtubule motor activity. Bases 208 to 5697 code for a protein of 1829 amino acids. Gene Ontology annotation, cellular component: kinesin complex; microtubule. The record is from RefSeq and is a predicted model, not a curated record.